This is a messenger RNA of Pezoporus occidentalis (night parrot), 4641 nucleotides long. It is a transcript of the gene FAM171A1, whose product is annotated as family with sequence similarity 171 member A1. Gene Ontology annotation, biological process: regulation of cell shape; stress fiber assembly. The coding region runs from base 777 to 3461 and encodes 894 amino acids. Gene Ontology annotation, cellular component: plasma membrane. Lineage: Eukaryota; Metazoa; Chordata; Aves; Psittaciformes; Psittacidae. The transcript is spliced from 9 exons. The record is from RefSeq and is a predicted model, not a curated record.
AGCAACCCCUGCUCUGGAGGAAGCAGGAGGAGCGCAUGUUCUCCCUCCUCGAGGAAGCAUAACGCUCAGCAGAGCUCAGGAAGAGAGGAGUGAGGGAUGUGGCCUUGUAUUUUGUCUCUGCUGGCCUGGAAAACAGUGCACCAAGGGAUGCUCUUACAAUGGUGCAAAACACACCAGUGACAAAGCCUUCAAGGAGACUUCUGUGCCCUGGCUAGUUUCCACAGUGCCGCUUCUGUCCUGCCCUGUACUGUGACACAGUGGGAGGCCACCACACUGCUACAGUCUACCUCAAGCGCCAGGGCUGACCUCAGCCAUUAAUGCCAGUAUUUCCACCUCAAAAUUUGCCUUCCUUGUGCAGUUUGCAAUAGCGUUUUUUAAGCAGUUUUGCAUAAAAACAGUAGAUGGAUGAAUUUUCUGUUGUUCUUCGGUUGUAUUUUUUAAUACGACUUGAAUACAUCACCACCAUCAGGGACAAGGCCGGGUGCCACGCACAGCAGCAGGGCCAUGGGGGACCCUGUGACUCGACACGUCUCAGCCGUGCCAUUAUAGCCACCACGUCCGUCGUCCCCCUCGUCCCUCCCGCUGGGCUGUGGCUGAAGGCGAGCGAGCCGCCGCAGCGGGGGACAGCACCACCGAGGAGGCCAUUUUGCAGCCGCUGAGGGGGGAAGAGGCAGAGAGAGCAGGCGGCGGGCGCAGCCAGGCGGGACCCGGCCCCCCGCGGCAGCAGCUCCGGCGGCUAUUCCCUCCUUGGCGGCGGCUGGCGGCGGCGAGUGGAAAUGAGCAGAUCGGCAGCGCUUCUCCUCUGCCUGCUGGGCUGCAACGUGUGGAAGGCGGUGACCAAAACCUUAGGGGUGCCUGAGGCGGCUCAAGAAGUAACGCUGAAGGUCCAUGUAAGCGAUGCCAGCACACAUCAGCCAGUAACUGAAGCCUUCAUUGAGAUUUUUACCAACCAGAUCUCCAUUGCAUCUGGAACCUCAGGAGCAGACGGCACUGCCUUCCUCAAGUUUCAGUAUAAGCUGGGCAAUCAGCUGAUAGUGACUGCUAGUAAACAUGCAUAUGUGCCAAAUUCUGCACCGUGGAAACCUGUAAGAUUGCCUGUGUUCUCUUCACUGAGUCUCGGCCUUCUUCCUGAACGCUCAGCUACUCUCAUGGUCUAUGAUGAUGUAGUCCAGAUAGUCUCAGGAUUUCAAGGUGCACGGACUCAGCCACAAGUUCACUUUCAGAGAAGAUCUGUGAAAUUACCUGAGAACACUAGCUACAGCGAUUUGACAGCAUAUCUGACUGCAGCCAGUUCACCCUGGGAAGUGGACAGUUUUCCUUAUUUGCAGGGAUUAGAUGGAAAUGGAACAGGAAACAGCACUAGGUAUGACCUCACCCCUGUCACUGCAGUCAGCGUUCAUCUCCUCAACAGCGAUGGGACUCCAAUCCCUGUGAAUGGCCCCAUCUAUGUAACAGUGCCUCUGCCAACAAACAGCAACCUGAAGCACAAUGCGCACGUUCCAGCGUGGAGGUUUGACCAAAAAUUUGGGACAUGGCUGAAGAGUAGUUUGGGCCUUGUACAAGAAGAAGGAAAUCAGUUGACUUGGACUUACAUUGCACCUCAGCUGGGCUACUGGGUUGCAGCUAUGUCACCUACUGUGCCAGGUCCUGUUGUAACUCACGACAUUACCAGCUAUCACACAAUGUUUCUUUUGGCAAUUUUAGGAGGGAUGGCUCUCAUACUUCUAGUCUUGCUGUGUCUGCUUUUGUAUUAUUGCAGAAGAAAAUGUUUAAGACCACGUCAGCAUCAUAAGAAACUGCAGCUUUCAACAGCACUGGACACUUCUAAAAAGGAUCAAGCAACCUCGAUGUCCCAUAUAAAUUUAAUCUUUUCACGUCGUGAGUCAGAAUUUCCUGGCGGAUUGUCCGUUGCUAGCAAUGGGCACACUGAAAACUCAGGUGCAAAGGAAUUAAUCAGUGCUGUCCAAAUGGAGAUGGCAUCACCUAGUGGAGAAGCAGAUAUGCAUACGCCUAUGCUCAAACACUCAUUCAGCACUUCUCAGGAGUUUAGCUCACGAGAGGAACUGCUCUCUGAAAAGGUGAAAGACAAGAGCAGAAUUUCCUUGGAUGACCUGACUCCCAGUGGGUCUCUAAGGAAAGACUAUCACAAGUCAGCAGAUAGUUUUCCUUUAAAGACAAGAAAAUCUACAGAAACAGCUGAAGGCUAUGAGUCCCCUAUCAAAGAUGAGUAUAGGAGGAGUUACAAUGCUAUGCUGUCUCAGCCUUUAUUUGAAAAGCAAGAGAGAGAAAUUCAAGUAUCUAUGAAUCAUAUUGCUACUGGAAGUAAAUAUAAUAUUCAGGAACAAAUAUACCCCACACCUUCAGCCCCUGAAAAAGAGCUGCUGGACUGCAGACCUACUGAUUGUAUGAUGUCUCGUUCAGUUGAUCACCUUGAAAGACCUACAUCUUUCCCUCGACCAGGUCAGUUAAUCUGCUGCAAUUCUGUUGACCAAGUCAAUGACAGUGUUUACAGAAAAGUUUUGCCUGCACUGGUCAUCCCAGGUCAUUACAUGAAAUUGCCAGGAGAGCAUCCUUUUGUUAGCCAGCCACUGGUUGUCCCAGCUGACCAGCAGAUUGAUAUAGAAAGACUUCAGGCUGAGCUUCCUAACCCUCAUGCACGGCUUUUUCCACACCCCCCACAACAGCUGCAACCCCAGCAGUUAGCAUCCCAAGCAAUAUCUCAGCAACAUUUGCAAGAUGCAGGUGCAGCUGAGUGGAGUCAACAAAAUGCUUCCAUGUCUGAAUCUAUUUCCAUUCCUGCCUCACUCAACGAUGCAUCCCUGGCUCAAAUGAAUAGCGAAGUGCAGCUUCUUACAGAAAAGGCUUUGAUGGAAUUAGGAGGUGGAAAGCCAUUGCCUCAUCCUCGAGCAUGGUUUGUUUCUCUAGAUGGACGUUCAAAUGCUCAUGUUAGACAUUCAUACAUCGAUCUCCAAAGAGCUGGUAGGAAUGGGAGUAAUGAUGCCAGUUUGGACUCUGGUGUUGACAUGAAUGAACCAAAAUCUGUCCGAAAGGGAAGAGGAGAUCAUCUGUCUGCACCACAGAGUCACCCACCAGUGCAAGAGCACCAGCAGAGAGAGCGGAAGGUUUCAGACAGCACAGCUUACACACAACUUGUGUACUUGGAUGAUAUGGACCAAAGUGGCAGUGAGUGUGGAACAGCGGUUUGUAGCCCUGAGGACAAUGCUCUACGAUGCCUGCUAGAAGGCACGAGUAAGAGAAGUGGUGUGCAGCUGCCCAGCCUGCAGGAGGAAACGAGAACUGUGGAUACCAAACCAGAGCCAUUAACUAGUCCUGAACAUGGAACAUCAGUUCAAGAUGAGGAGGAGGAUGAGGAGGAUGAGGAAGAUGACCAAGGUGAAGAUAAGAAGAGUCCUUGGCAGAAGCGAGAGGAACGACCACUAAUGACUUUCAAUCUGAAGUGAGCUAUUGUGAAAAUCCACCAUUCAGUGGAGUAUAAAAUUGCCAAAUAUUCUUUCUGUGGAAGUGCUUGAUUUUUUUUUUUUCCUUUCUUGUUUUUUGUUUUGUUGUGGAGAGAAAAGAGAAAAACAAACUGUGGUGAGCAACAUUUGAAAGAACUUAAAUGCAUUACUGUGUAAAUGUUAGAAAAGAAUUAAAAUCAUUCCUCUGAUUUAACAGCUGCCUCCAGUGAGAUAGCUGAACAAAGAGUGUGAUUAUUAUUCCAUAUACUUGAUAUUGGUCAUCCAGGAUGUUGAAAAUACUGACAAGUUGUUUUGGUUGGUUUAUGACCUCAAUCUCCUUAUGAAUGGGAGCUGGUAAAGCUUUUUUUUGUAGGCCAAUUUUAUGUUGAUAAUGCUACUGAAAGUAUCUUAAAAACAAGAAUUUGACACAUGGUGUCCAAAAUUGUGCAUUAUCUCUAUGAAAGGCUAUGCAUUGCUGCUUUUAGUAAUAUUUUGCUUAUACUGUGCUUUUUCUUAAUUUUACAAGUUGGUUGUAAACAUUUUAUGUCCUUUAUUAUAAACUACUCAGCAAUUUAUUUUAAUGUAAAACUGCAGGAAACUUGAGUAGCAUCCCUUAGCAUUGAAGCCUUUUUAUGAAACCAAACUGAACUUUGUGUCGACUAAGAUUCCUCCAAUUCUGGUCCCAUUUACUCAAAGUGCCUUUUUUACAGUAACAAUGAACAGUCCCUUCUUUUGCUAACUCCUUUUAAUUGACCCCAUUUGAGAUUUUAUAAAUUUCUGAACUUCUACCUUUUAUUUUAAGCUGCAUGCCAAGAGUCCCAUUUUGUGCUGAGCAUUUCUCAUUUCAAUACAGUGUAUUCUGUAGCUAUCAUGUAUAUUGUGAAUUCUGUUUAGCCAGGAUAGACUUAGAAGUCAUUUUAAAGGGCCCAGAGUAGACAAGAAGAUAGUUUCAUUGACUGUAUAUAUUGUUAGUUUCCUCUGGAAUCAUAUGAGCUAAUCAUGCUCAUAUAAAAUGGACUAUAGACCGAGCAAGUGGGCUGAAUGUGUCUAGAAAAAUUUUGGGAAAGAAAAAACAAAUAAUAAUGUACUAUCCAAAAGUGCCAGAAUGACUCUUCUGUGCUUUCUCCAUACAGAGCUGCUUGGUUAUCCAAAAAUUAUAAUUGAAAAUAAACUGCAAAACAUA